Molecule: messenger RNA, 857 nt
Organism: Sturnus vulgaris (Common starling)
Lineage: Eukaryota; Metazoa; Chordata; Aves; Passeriformes; Sturnidae
Source: RefSeq, a predicted model, not a curated record
AUGCCCCGCGCGCGGCGCUUUCCCGCCUCCCUCCGACCCCAAAUUUGGGAUUUAUUGGGGUCAGAUGCUUCAGGAAUUCCCAAAUUUGGGGAUUUUGGCCCCAAUCCCGAAUUUUUUCACUCCCAGAUCAUCCGAACGUUCCGGAUCGAGACCCGCAAAGCCUCCAAGGCCGUGGCCCGGCGCAAGAACUGGAAGAAAUUUGGGAAUUCCGAGUUCGACGCCCCCGGGCCCAACGUGGCCACGACGACCGUGAGCGACGACGUCUUCAUGACCUUCAUCACCAGCAAGGAGGACCUGAACUGCCAGGAGGUCCCUGUGGUGGCCCCAGGGGUCCCUGUGGUGGCCCCUGAGCACCUGGGGCUGUCCACGGGGGAGAAGGAGAAACUCCCUGGGGAGCCAGAGCCGGUGGCUGCUCAGGUGAGCAAGACGGGCAAGUACGUCCCACCCAGCCUGAGGGACGGGGCCAGCCGGCGUGGGGAGUCCAUGCAGCCCAACCGCCGAGCCGAUGACAACGCCACCAUCCGCGUCACCAACCUGUCGGAGGACACGCGCGAGACCGACCUGCAGGAGCUCUUCCGCCCCUUCGGCUCCAUCUCCCGCAUCUACCUGGCCAAGGACAAGACCACGGGCCAGUCCAAGGGUUUUGCCUUUAUCAGUUUCCACCGGCGCGAGGACGCGGCGCGAGCGAUCGCGGGGGUGUCGGGCUUCGGCUACGACCACCUCAUCCUCAACGUGGAGUGGGCCAAGCCCUCAACCAACUGAGCCGCUCCCAGUUCGGCCCCGGUUCGGCCCCAGUUCAAUAAAGCCCCGGGUUCUGGGAUUUGGGCACAGCCCGAGGCUUCCAGCUGGGAAAAAAC